This is a messenger RNA of Trichoderma harzianum CBS 226.95, 1093 nucleotides long. RefSeq lists its product as hypothetical. Lineage: Eukaryota; Fungi; Ascomycota; Sordariomycetes; Hypocreales; Hypocreaceae. The transcript has 3 exons. The coding region runs from base 93 to 959 and encodes 288 amino acids. The record is from RefSeq and is a predicted model, not a curated record.
AGUAUUUUACCUUUGUGAUAUCACAUUUUCUUUCAUCUUCUCCCGUCUCGCUACCUCCAUUAUUUUAACAAGCCUUGCCUAAUAUCAACACCAUGACCGAAUUUCUUAUUAAGGACGAGGAUUUAAGCAGCCUCAAGGGCAAAGUUGUUGUCCUUACAGGCGGCUCGUCAGGUAUAGGCCUCGCAACAGUCAACCUACUGCUGUCACUAGGAGCAUCAGUGGUCAGCGGCGAUCUUAACCCACCACCGGCUUCCGAGUCGACUGAAACGCCUGACUUGCUCUUUGUGCGGACCGAUGUGGCUAAAUGGGAUGACCUGACCGCUCUGUUCAAGAAAGCGAAGGAACACUAUGGCCGCAUCGACUGCGUUUUCGCCAACGCCGGCAUCGGUCCGCGCGCCAACUACUUGGCUCUUGAGACAGAUGACCAGGGGGGACUAAAGGAACCCUCGCAUGAACUGUUGGAUAUCGGCUUGAGGGGUCUUAUCAACACAGCUUCUCUUGCGGUUCAUUAUAUAAAGGAUCAACCUGAAGGUGGUAGCAUUGUGCUCAUGGGCUCUAGCACCGGGCUACAGCCACUUCGAGCAGUCGACUAUUCCACGGCCAAACAUGGCGUCCUAGGGUUCGGCAGAGGUUUUGCACGGCUUGCGGAGAUCGCGGGGCUUCCCAUUCGCAUCAAUACUCUGAUGCCAUCAUGGACAACGAGCAACGUCCUCCCAGACUUGGAGGGGCUCAUGAGAGCGAUUUCCCAUGUGCCGCAGCCUGCUCUGGUAGUUGCGCGCGCUGCCGUUUAUCUGAUGGCAGAUACAUCCAGACAAGGAGACGCGAUUUUUGUUGCUGAUGGCCAGUACAAGGAAAUCGAAAAGUCUGUGCUUUUGCCCGCCUACGAAACCAUUAAAGGAGAAGGAAACCUUAGCGAUGAUGCAGUUCUAAAACGCCUUUUGGAAUUACCUGCGCAGUAACUCAGAAGGAUACAGUAUGUAGUAGGGCUUCUUUAGUAGAGACAUUAUAUCCAAGUUUAGAAUAAAAGGCAUUGGAAUAGAUGGACAACGCCCUGACCUGACAUUCAUCCUCGAAAUACAAACAGCAAUACCGC